AUGACCGUGCCCUGGCGGCCGGGGGAGCGAGACAUCACCACUUAUAAGGAAGUGGAGGACUUGACACUCCGGCCCCGUUGCUGUCUUCAGUGCUCCGAGUCCCUAGCAGGUCUUCAGGGGGGCAGACGCACCGAGCAGGGUGAUCAAGACCAGCUUAAAGAAUUAUAUUCGGCUGGGAAACUGACGGUGCUGUCUACUGACCCCCUGCUUCACAAGGGCCCAGUGCAGUUAGACUUCCACUUCCGCCUCACCCCCCAGACCUCCGCCCACUGGCACGGCCUUCUAUGUGACCAUAGGCUCUUCCUGGACAUCCCGUAUCGGGCCUUGGAUCAAGGCAACCGGGAAAGUUUGACUGCAGCACUGGAGUAUGUGGAGGAGAAGACCAACGUGGAUUCCGUGUUUGUAAACUUCCAAAACAACCGGAAUGACAGAGGUGCUCUGCUACGCGCCUUCAGCUACAUGGGCUUUGAGGUGGUCAGACCAGACCACCCAGCCCUUCCUCCCUGGGACAAUGUCAUCUUUAUGGUGUAUCCCCUUGAAAGGGAUGUUGGCCACCUGCCCAGUGAACCUCCCUGA
Molecule: messenger RNA, 576 nt
Organism: Budorcas taxicolor (takin)
Lineage: Eukaryota; Metazoa; Chordata; Mammalia; Artiodactyla; Bovidae
Gene: OAZ3
Product: ornithine decarboxylase antizyme 3
Biological process (GO): positive regulation of protein catabolic process
Cellular component (GO): nucleus; cytoplasm
Molecular function (GO): ornithine decarboxylase inhibitor activity
Source: RefSeq, a predicted model, not a curated record